Colletotrichum chrysophilum is the source of this 1407-nucleotide messenger RNA. RefSeq lists its product as uncharacterized. NCBI's taxonomy places the organism in Eukaryota, Fungi, Ascomycota, Sordariomycetes, Glomerellales, Glomerellaceae. The coding region runs from base 1 to 1407 and encodes 468 amino acids. Gene Ontology annotation, molecular function: UDP-glycosyltransferase activity. The record is from RefSeq and is a predicted model, not a curated record. The transcript has a single exon.
AUGACGAUAUCCGGAGACUCACUGGUCGAGGCCGUCGAGGCUGUAGCCAUCGACGGUGUCGGUGACGGCAACAAGAAGCGUCCCUACCUCCUGUUCGCCGCGGCCCCUGCCACCGGCCACACCUAUCCUCUUCUCCAGAUCGCCGCGGAGAUGAUCCAGAGGGGCUUCGAGGCCACUUUUAUCGCCGGCGAAGAAUUCAAGCCUCAGCUCAAGCGAAUGGGCGCCGAGCACAUUCCCAUCCCACCCAUGAUUACCGAGGAGUUCAAUGAAGUCCGGAACAAGGUUCCCGUUGGCAUCCCCCGCCUCAUCUUCGACCUCAACGAGGUCUUCAUCAAGCCUAUUCCAGACUUGUUCAGAACCAUUAUGAACACGCUGGAGAAGAUUCGCGAGAGACGUCCGUCUCAGCAAGUCAUCAUCGUUCAUGAGACCUUCUUCAUGGGUCUUGCUCCCAUGAUGUACGGCGCACCCCUCCCGAAGGGCUUCACGACGAGGCCACCGGUAGUCGACAUCAACAUCGUCCCAAUCGUCGUGACAAGCCAGGACACUGCCCCGUUCGGCCCUGGCCUCCCUCCCGACUCGACCUAUUCUGGCCGAGCUCGGAACAAGCUUCUCAACGAGAUGUUCUUUAGCCCCUUUGGUCCCUUUGGCCAGCCAGCUCAGGAGUACACCAAAGUGCUCAAGUCCCUAGGAGCAACCAAGGAACUGUCCCCUUCGCUAUUCGAGACAUGGCAGACAAGCUACGACGUCACUCUUCAGAUGUGCUCGCCAAGCCUCGAAUACCCCCGUUCAGACCACCCAGAGGUGAUCAAGUUCGCCGGCUGCCUGCCUCCCAAGCCCAUCGAUCCCAACUACAAGUAUCCCGAGUGGUGGAGCGACAUCACAGCCGGCAACAAGAAGAUUGUUGGCGUGGCUCAAGGUACCGUCGCAACGGAGUACACCGACCUCAUCAUCCCCACGAUUCAGGGACUGGCGCACCGCGACGAUAUCAUCGUCGUCGCCAUCCUCGGCGUCAAGGGUGCCGCAUUGCCGGAGGAACUGCAAAUCCCCGCCAACACGAGGGUCGCCGACUUCCUCUCCUAUGAUGCUCUGCUGCAGUACGCCGACGUGUGGGUCUUGAACGCCGGGUACGGUGGAUUCUUGCACGGCAUCGUCAACGGCGUGCCGAUGGUGCUUGGCGGCGACACCGAGGACAAGCCCGAGAUUUCGAUGCGCGGCGAGUGGACGGGUGUGGCGCACAACCUCAAGACUGGCAAGCCAACGCCCCAGCAGGUCGCCGAGGGUGUUGAGGAUGUGCUGGCGAACGACAAGUACAAGAAGAGGGUCAUGGAGAUCAAGAAGGAGAACGAGGAGAUGAAGUCGCUCGACGUUAUCGAGAAGCACAUUUGGGAGUAUGCGGACUCUGUGUAG